Molecule: messenger RNA, 1715 nt
Organism: Musa acuminata AAA Group (dessert banana)
Lineage: Eukaryota; Viridiplantae; Streptophyta; Magnoliopsida; Zingiberales; Musaceae
Product: serine/threonine-protein kinase RIPK-like
Exons: 5
Coding region: 130-1374 (414 amino acids)
Biological process (GO): protein phosphorylation
Molecular function (GO): ATP binding; protein kinase activity
Source: RefSeq, a predicted model, not a curated record
CACCAGAGAUCCAUAUAACUAGAUCGAACUGAACACUUCUCGCCACCCCAAAGCUUGCUUCCUUCACUGAGACAAGUCGUACUCUUUCCCCCCCUCUCUCUCUCUCUCUCUCUCUGCAAGGUUUCAACCAUGUCCAAGCUUUCAUGGCGGUCCUGCGUAACAAGCUGCUGGAGUAACACUGAUCAGAGCUCCGUGACGGAAACCAGGAAGGCUCAAACGACGGCAAGAUCCCCCCAGAAGAUGGCGUAUUCUCCGCUGUCUUCCGAGGGCUUGUCCUUGAGCGUUCCAGGAUCAGAUCUUCAUGUGUUCACCCUGGAGGAGCUGAAGGCCGCGACGAGGAACUUCUCCAUGACUAACGUCAUCGGGUCGGGCGGGUUCGGUCCUGUCUACAAGGGGUUCAUCGACGACAAUCUGCGGCCGGGGCUGCUGGCGCAGCAUGUGGCAGUGAAGUCGCUGGACUUGGAGGGGUUGCAAGGCCACAGGGAAUGGCUGGCUGAGGUUAUCUUUCUUGGGCAACUGCGGCAUCCCCACCUGGUGAGACUGAUUGGCUACUGCUGCGAAGAUGAGCAGAGGAUGCUGGUUUAUGAGUAUAUGGCUCGAGGAAGCUUGGAGAACCAUCUUUUCAAGAGACUUCUUGCCUCGUUGCCAUGGUCUACAAGGAUAAAGAUAGCAGUGGGAGCUGCCAAAGGACUUGCCUUUCUCCAUGAAGCUGAGAAACCUGUAAUCUACCGCGACUUUAAAGCCUCAAACAUAUUACUGGACUCGGACUACACGGCGAAGCUUUCAGACUUCGGGCUGGCGAAGAAUGGACCUCAAGGGGAUGAUACGCACGUCACUACGCGAGUCAUGGGAACGCAUGGCUACGCCGCGCCCGAGUACGUGAUGACCGGCCACCUGACGGCGAAGAGCGACGUCUACAGCUUCGGGGUUGUGCUCUUAGAGCUGCUCAGCGGGCGUCGGUCCGUCGACAAGAACCGGCCGAACCGAGAGAAGAACCUGGUGGAAUGGGCGCGGCCGUAUCUGAACAACCCCAACAGGCUCAGCCGCGUCAUGGAUCCCAACCUCGAAGGUCAGUACUCCUCCGACGGCGCACGGAAGGCAGCGGCGGUGGCUUACAGAUGUCUCAGCCUUAGCCUGAAAACGAGGCCUAAAAUGAGAGCCGUCGUCGAGGCCUUGGAGUCUGUCAUGGAGUUGAACGACGUGCCCAUCGUCGGCCCCUUUGUGUACACAGCACCUGAGGAGAAAGGAAACGAUGGUAAGGAGGAGAAGGAAACGGCUCCUGCAACAAAGUGGAGAGGGAGUCGCCAUGAUCAUCCCGGUGCAGCAGUUCAUUAUAUGGCCAACUUUAACAGGGAUAGUAAUAGAAUAGAAUAGAAUACAGCUGAAUUAAAGAUCAAUGGAUCAACCGCUUUCAUAUAUAUAUAUAUAUGAUCUCCAGUUUUUUGGUUCAUUAUUACGUCAAAUCAUAUGGGGUUAGGGAGUGGCGUAGUUAUAUGAUGCCAUGGUUGAGCUGCAGCCGCUUUCUGCUGCAUAACUUCUGUAAGAAAGGGGAGAAGAUAGUAAAAAAAAAGAGAAGUACUUUUAAUUUAUUCAAAAAUAUGUAUUUAUAUUAUUCAAAAGGAUAAAGUAUAAGUUUUUUAAAUAAAAAAAUUAAUCAUAAUGAAACAAAUCUUUUCAUCCUUAUUUAUUUAUCUUAAUCUAAGUUUUUAUCUUUU